AUGAAACCAGCAGUGUGGUACACAUGCACACUCAUGGUGGGCUUCUUGUACAUAUAUGUGACGCUCAUCAACUAUGUGAGAGGCGCAGAGAUAUCUGGGCCAGAACCCAGGGUCCUUGUGGGCCCACAGGAGACCAGGAGACAGUUUUCCUCUCCUGGAGACUUCAUCAGCUUCCCCAGGAUACAUGUUCAAUGGGUCUUGGUGUGUUCUGCAUCCCCUUAUGAACACAUGAUUGGGAAGCCUAAUGUCAAGUAUGUGGCCAACAUGCAUGGGAAUGAGGCUGUUGGCAGGGAAGUGAUGCUUCACUUCAUCCAGUACUUGGUGCUGAACUACAAGAGAGAUGAUUAUGUGACAUGGCUGAUGGACAACACAAGGAUACACAUCAUGCCAUCCAUGAACCCUGAUGGGUUUGAAGCAUCUGAUGAAGGCAGGUGUCAAGGUGGCAAGGGAAGGUACAAUUCUGAAGGUUUUGACCUAAACAGAAACUUCCCAGACUUUUUCAAGUCCAAUACCCAGAGGGCACAACCAGAGACUGAAGCUGUCAAGAAGUGGAUCUCCAGGAUUCAGUUUGUUUUGUCUGCCAAUUUCCAUGGUGGUGCCCUGGUGGCCUCUUAUCCUUAUGAUAAUUCCCCCAACUCCAUUUUGCAAUCACUGUCGCGGCCGACGUCCCCGACGCCGGAUGAUGACGUGUUCCGCCACCUGGCGUCGGUGUACGCCACGCGCCACCUGACGAUGCACCGCGGCCAGGCCUGCGACGCCCAAACGCCGCCAUUUCCCGGCGGUGUCACCAACGGCGCCCGUUGGUAUCCUCUAACAGAGGCUGACGUGCCGGCGAGCAGCGACGACGACGACGUGUUUCGACUAUUGGCGCGGACGUAUGCGGACACGCACCCGCGCAUGAACAGGGAUGUCGAAUGUCCAGGGUUUUACGGAGCCAAAGUAACGAGUUUCGACAAGGGUCGAGCAGCGACGACGACGACGUGUUUCGACUAUUGGCGCGGACGGUUUUACGGAGCCAAAGUAACGAGUUUCGACAAGGGCAUCACAAACGGCGCCGCCUGGACGACGUUCAUGGGUUUCCGUAGUCUCAACGGUCUGAAGACCCUUCUUUUGUCUGAGGCCCUGCUGGCCUACCUGGGCCAGGCACACCGUGGAGUCCAAGGUUUUGUGAUGGAUGAGGGUGGUGAGCCAAUUGCUGGUGCAAAAAUGAAGGUUCUUGGCAGAGAAAUUGGCUACAUCACCACCAACUUUGGGGAGUUUUGGAGGAUCCUGCUUCCUGGAUCCUACACUCUUGAGGUGUACAAGGACGGGUUUAUCCCAGUGGAGAGGCAGUUCCAAGUGGUGGAGCAACACCCGACCCUCAUCAACAUCACCAUGGUGCGGACAACGGUAAGAAGUUUCGCCGGGCCCUUGUACACCGGCAGCACCAUGUUGGGCACAGUAGAUGUAGCAGUAGCCCUAGUGACUACCCCGGAACCACAGGCGACCCCUGGCAGUGGUCUUGGUGGUGGUGGUCAAGUUGGUGUUGGCAGCCCUCCUAUUGUAUUCCCGCGAGACGAACGACUCGAGGAGCGUUUCCAGCGCCGACUCGUAGUGGCCAACAGUGGCAACUUCCCCAGAGGGUUUCUCGGGUGAUCCACCAGUUAUCCUUUGUGUCCAAGGACCUGCAGCCCAGUGUUGGGGCCAAGACCCCUAGGAUAGUGACAACACCCAGGCCUGAAAGCAGGAGAAUAUCCUUCAACAAUGUGGUGGCUGAUCAAGUCAAGCUCCCUGAUGUGCACAACUUGGGGAUCCAAGUGCAUGGCUCUGUGUUCCUCUCCUCUUUCCUCUGUGGUGCUGGUGGUGCUUUAUUAUCUCUGGCUGUGAAGACCUUCACCUCUUGAUUCUCACCACUUUGUUCUUGCCAUUCCAAGUCAUUUUUUUUUAGUUAUUCUUGUUUAAGAAUCCCUGGAGGAUUUAGUUGUGCCCCACAAUGGCUGCCACCAGUGUACAAUGUUAUAUUUGUUUCCAACCAUGAUUAUCAUCUGAAGAAAGUUUCAUAUUAUGUUUGACACAGGGUGGCAUUGAAUCCAAGAAACAGUGGUUUUGGCCAGAUGGCACAUCACACUACUUGUCAUGACACUCCCAAAGAGAAAAAGAAAAAAAAAAUUGUGGCUCCACCAUGUUGAAUUUUUUUUUUUACCUUGUGUGGAGGGAACAAGUGUCCUGUGAUCCCUGAAUCCUGAGUGACUGGUUCUUUGACACAUGCCUUCUCGAUCUCGCCUAUUGUAGUUGGUGGAGGGUUUUUAUUUUGUUGUUAGUGUAGGUGUCACUCCUAUAGGAUGACAAGAGGCCUCUUAUAUAAUCUUGACAUGCUUAAUUUUCAAGAGUUUGCAACUGUCAAGAUCUGGUUCAGGGGUUUUUCCAUAGCAGGGAGGAAUGCAUAUAUUUUUCAGGUUGUGUGACUGUGUUUGACUGUAGGGUUGUCUCAGAAAAAAAAAGAAAUAGCUUUGUGAGCAAAAGUAUAUCCAUGAUCAAGGUUUGAGCAUUGCUUUCAUUCUCAAGUUUCAUUCCCAAAAAUUGCAUUCUUGAUGCUUUUUCAAUUUUUAUGAGUCCUGAACUAAUAUUGGGAUUCAAGAGAUUUCAACUGAAUGUACAGAAUUAUCCAGUGAAAAUAUUUCCAGUUGAUUAGACACAUCUUUUUUCUUGAUUUUAUUUGACUGAAGUAGCUUGUUUUGUGCUAGUCUUUAGGCAUGGUUCUGAUUCAAUAUAAUUUAAUGCCCAUGGAAGCAGGGCCAUGAUUACAGGA
Notodromas monacha is the source of this 2788-nucleotide messenger RNA. NCBI's taxonomy places the organism in Eukaryota, Metazoa, Arthropoda, Ostracoda, Podocopida, Cyprididae. The record is from the annotation of a GenBank genome assembly.